Poecilia latipinna (sailfin molly) is the source of this 3719-nucleotide messenger RNA. RefSeq names its product RING1 and YY1 binding protein b (gene rybpb). Gene Ontology annotation, biological process: positive regulation of DNA-templated transcription. The record is from RefSeq and is a predicted model, not a curated record. NCBI's taxonomy places the organism in Eukaryota, Metazoa, Chordata, Actinopteri, Cyprinodontiformes, Poeciliidae. Gene Ontology annotation, molecular function: transcription coregulator activity; DNA binding. Gene Ontology annotation, cellular component: nucleus. The transcript has 3 exons. Bases 175 to 786 code for a protein of 203 amino acids.
GGUACCCAUUUCUUCACCCCUGACUGCUGCAGUGUUACCAAGUUGCUGCAUGACAAGGGUCAGCUUAUGGUUCCUCUACAACAAUAAUCCAUAAACUUUGUCUCGGAUUUUCUCCACAGGAAACCUCGGAUAAACUCCCAGCUGGUCGCCCAGCAGGCAGCUCAGCAGUACACCAUGCCUCCCCCACCCAAGAAGGACCGGAGAGAGAGAAGUGAGCGCACGGACAAGGAGCGUCCACACAGUGAAGGAGAGCGGGCCGGUGGGGAGGGACGCCCCGAGGGAGAGCGCCCUGAGAGCGUUGCACCAGAGGGGGACAUCACCGAGAAGGACAAGAGCGAGAUAGAGCAGCCUGUCAAAGACAAACCUGACAGGGAGAAGGACAUCACACCAGCUGUCACAAAGAAGCCCAGCAGCAAAAAGACCAAGUCAGUGUCAGAACCCAAAUUGGACAACAAUCAGAGUCCUCCAAGUGACAAACAGAGCAUACAGUCUGGGAAAUCAGCAACAAAGUCCAACAAGAACUCUCACAUUUCCAGGCCCAAGCUGAAGAACAUUGAUCGGAGCACCGCCCAGCAGCUGGCCAUCACCGUAGGCAACGUGACAGUGAUCAUAACGGACUUUAAGGAGAAGACCCGCUCCUCAUCCACAUCUUCAUCCACCAUCACGUCCAGCGCGGGCUCUGAACAGCAGCAUCAGAGCUCUGGCUCCGAAAGCAUGGACAAGGGCUCGUCGCGUGCCUCCACCCCCAAAGGGGACCUGUCUGUGGGGCACGACGAGUCAUUCUGAGCGCCUGCUUCUCUUAUUUUUUUGUGUAUUCCCAUUGCCUCCCAGUGCUUCACUCCCACUCUCCUCCUUGCCCAUACGUCUGGACACUAUGGAUCCCAUUGGAGGUGGGGGGGGAGGGUGAUGAGGGAGUUGUCACCAUGUCCUGUUGUUGCCCUGCCCUCCAUUCCAUGAUUUCCCCCUGGAUGCUGAGCGGAGCCAGCUGGAUGAGAAAUGGUGUGUGGCGCCUUUUAAGGGGAAACAAACUUACUCGUGUCGUCCUGGUUGCAGGGAUUAACCCCCGUCCCGUCCUCCUGGUAGCAUCCAAAUAUUUGUCUGUAUUGUUUUAUAUUUGUACGUGGGUGUGAGGCCAAGUCUUUUUUUUUAUCCCCCCCCUUCCAUUUGUUCUGUUUUUGUAAAGAAGAAAUCUCCGCUGGGCACAGUAACCACCACCAUUUAAAUAACUAUUAUUCCCCUUAUUUAUUACCUGUUGCACCUGUAUGCUUUGAUAUUUUCAGAUUUUUACGUUCAAGCUUUUGCCGCAUAGCUCUGCUGGUUGAUCAGUGUUUUCACUACAUUAAAAAUGUUAGGAUUACACACACACAGGUGCUAAAUACACUGUGAAGUGAUUCUACAGAUCUGGGAGUGGCCAUUUUUUCCUCAAUGUGAGAAAGUGUUUAUGAAUCAAACUGUCCUCCACAUUUCUCAACAGCACUGUGGAAACCUCGGCAAUUUUUUUAAAUUCUCUAACCGGCUUGACUCCCAUUUAGUAUGCUCUCGCAGAUUGUACAAUACCUUCUGUCCUCUCACUGUACAGUGUAGGCUGUUGUGUAAAACACUAAAAGCUGUUGAUAUUUUCUACAUUCCAUGCUUUACACGUUGAGUUAUAGACUGAAGGUCAGAGUUUGGAGUGGCCACGCUUCCUGGUUUCUUUGACUGAAGGAUGCAGUUCUUGGUGAAACCAAGUCACACUGUAAAAGCCAGACCUUAUGGUGUCAAAAAUGGAUAAUUUUAAUUAUUUUUGUUGUUGUGGUCCUGAAGACAAUGUUUGGAUCUUCAUCUUCACAUGGAAAGUGCAUGCUACAAAAGUGGAAAAAAAAAAUUCAAAUUUGACAAUUCAAUUGACUUGUUUUUUUAUGUGUAUUCAUUUAAGAUUCCUGUCACUGAAGGCAAAAAACAUGACAGUACUUAUUGGAAUGCGAAUAAAAUUUUAUAGCAACGAGGCUUAAUAUAAGGAUUUUAAAGAACUUUACACCUUAGCUGAGAAUAGACCAACAUAAUUUCCUUUAACCUGUAAGAAAUUGUAUAAAGAAUAAAUGUGUAUAUGAUAUCUUAGUUUUAUUUAUUGAAGGACCAAAGGAAUUUCAUAAUGACAUGAUACAUACAGAUGAAUAACAAUUUGAAAUGCAAUUAUCUAAUGUGUGAGAUGAAUAACAGUUUAAAUAAAGACUAAUAUAAUCCAUGUAAAUGGUCUUCUUAUUGUACACUCAGUGUCUCUGUGUGUGGCUAACCCGGUGUGGGGGAAGGGGGAGGAACGGGCUGCUGUACUGCAGACUUUUGCCUUAGUGGAAUAAGAAAAACCAAAAGCUUCAUUCUUCUAGACUAAAAGCUGAGUUAUAGUCGUGCUUUUGAAAGUUUAUGUUGAGCUCGCAUGAGACUGCGUUUAUAGUUGACGCGUGUUGUAAGCCGUAUUCUCCUAAAAUGAGCCUUCAUGGAGGAAUCGCAUAAAUGCCAGUGUGGUGGGACCGGAACUGUCCAAAACCUCUAGUUCGUGUGAACGGUGGCGCACAACCGCGACACGUGCAAGGCCAAUGCAUUGGCCAAGUAAGUCCUCGCGCCCAGGUUAACUCGUUAGGUAUGAAGCUAGCUUCACGCAGUGCAGCAACGCGUAGCUCCCCCCUUCAGGUCACCAAUAGAGCAAUAGAAACUCCCAGGAAACAUAGAGGGAAGGAUGAAAUCUGCUCUGCAGAUUCUCACAAAAGAACGAUAAUCUUGUUCCAACAAGUCCAGGAGUUAACUUUUCUUUUUCUUUUUUCUUUUUAACCACCCUUGCAUUUAGCUACAGCUACAGUUUUGUGCUUUAUCGCAUACAGAAUCAGUGUUGAGCAGAAACAGAACUGUAAAAAUCAGGCUGAGAAGGAAGGAGAAUUAAACACAAUCUGAACCGAUGAGGUCUGGAAAAGCUCCUUUCUCUCACCUGCCUCGGCUGUAACCACAUUCACAAGGAUGGAGUACUCACGGCAUUUAUUGUUAAAUUAACAGAUGGCCAUUUUGCUGGGUAUAUGAAUUAUUGCUUGUAAAUAGAAUUUUAAAAAGGUGCAAAGGCAAACACUAUGAGUAACUAAGCUGAGGUCCUUUUUUUUCUGUUUUUAGUUUUCCAGGUUUUUUCCCCUCCCGCGCAAGCAGUUCUGUUCUUGUGUGCAACCAGUAACCUUAAUUUACUGUGUAAAGAUGGUUACAUAUUUUAGCUUUGUUUGUUCAGAGACCCAAAUAUAGAAUGCUUGUUUUAUUUACUGUAUAACCUUAAACGUGAACUUCCAAUUAAGUGUAUUAUACAAAACUAAUUUUUCUUCCUGUAACAAUGUCUUGUACAAUGCUUUUAAAGUUAUUGCUUGGUUUAAGAAAAAAGAGAAACUUUUAGAAACAGUACAAGUAUCCAUUCUUUGUUUAGUCCAGUUUUUUGUUGCUUCCUUCUUUUUUGUUUGACUUCCAGCUGAUGUGUCAUUGUUUCCUUCUUGUGAAAUCGUCACCUUAUGUUUCUGGUGUGGAAAUGUAUGCAGCAUUUUCAGCAGAUCACGGCUCCUUGUCUAGCUAAUGAUGUUAACUAAUACAUGUUUCUGGCAUGUGCACGACUUUGCGCUUCUAGGCUAACCUGAUAAUUUUUCCUCCGUUUCAGAUAGAAAUGUCUAUUUAUGAAUUUUGCUUGUAGUUUUUCACAAAUAAAACUGUCAAAGUAA